Messenger RNA from Didymodactylos carnosus, 1902 nucleotides. Lineage: Eukaryota; Metazoa; Rotifera; Eurotatoria; Philodinida; Philodinidae. The record is from the annotation of a GenBank genome assembly.
AUGUCUUAUCGUAAUCAAACUCGUGGUGGUUAUCGUCAUCAUACUGAUCCAACAUCAUCAGGUUAUUAUAAAGGCAGUCAAAAUGUACGCUAUCGUACACGUGGUGGUCCGAGUGGUAGAGGCAGGGGGAAUCGACGUCCAACAGAUGAUGUUGAUUCCUUAACAGUUUCAAUAAGUGAUAAUUUAACAACGGAUACUAGUGUACGCAAUUUUCGUGGAAGAGUUGUUAAUAGUACACAUCGUGGUGGUGGUGGUUUUGGUGGACCGCGACCAGUUGGUUUAUUUAAUAAACAUACAAAUCAAUCACAAGCACGUCAGAAUCAAACGGGUUGGUGGCGGGUAUCAAUACCAAAAGCUGGACAUAUUGGAAAAGAUAGAGUAAUGUCAAUACUAAAAGUACAUACAUCAAGACAAUUUCAACCAUAUCAUUAUUUUAUUGACCGUGAUACAAAUAUGGGCGUAUUUUUUGUCAACAGCCGAGAAGAAGCUGAUAUGCUUAAACGAGCAAAUGGAAAAUUAUCCGCUCAAAAUUCCGAAACAUUAAGUAUUAUGGUUGGUCGUGCAGCAUUUCCAGCGCCGUAUUUAGAUGAAGAUUUAAUACGUCAUUUUCGAGAUUUUAUCCGUACACGAUAUGAUAUGAACACAAAUGCAUUAAAUUUAUCUAAUCUAGCUGAUGAUGAAGCUUUAAGCGCUGUUGGUAUUUAUCCACAACUAAAUAAACAACAAUUUGUACGUGAUCUCAUCAAUAUAAUCAACGACAAUAUUCCUAUGACACGUUUCUUGGAUUUAAGUCAAAAUAGCAUAACAAAUCUGUACGAAUUUCGAAACUUAAAAUUACCACACCUUGAACAGUUAAAUUUAUCAUUGAACCAACUUCGUGCUGUUGAUGAACUACAAUAUUUGAAAAAUUUACCUUUAUUAUCCAAUCUCUAUUUGAGAGAAAAUGUACUUCAACAAUCAUCAAAAAACAAUGAUGAUUUAAUCAGCGCUAUUCGACAAAAACUACCACAAUUAAAACGUCUGGAUGAUAAUGAAUUACCACCAACAAUUCGUUUUGCCACUGAUAUUGAUAUAAUUCAAUUGCCAAAAAGCAAACCGCAUUAUGUACCGGAAGAAUUACAAUCAUUUCUUGGACGUUUUAUUCAAGAAUAUUAUCAAUUAUUUGAUAUACGUGGUCGUGAUUCUCUACAUUCAUGUUAUCAUGAGAAAUGUAUGUUUUCAUUAUGUAUCGCAACACCACCUGAUAGUUGUGGAAUACAAACACGUCAAUAUAAAUAUGGUCCACAAAUAUAUGAUAGUCGAAAUUUACAAAAAGUUGUUAACGAUAGUAAACGUUUAGAAUUAUUAAAAUAUGGAAAACAAACUGUAUUAGAUUAUUUAAGAAUAAAAUUUCCUACAACAAAACAUGAUCCAAAUUCAUUUCAUGUUGACGUUAUUUCAUCAUCGGGAUCAACGGCUAUAUUUACAAUCAAUGGUUUAUACAAAGAAAUUGAUGCAGUGGGUGGAUCGAUACGAUGUUUUCAACGAACAUUUACAAUGGUUCAAAGCGCAAAUGGUGUUCAUAUUAUAUGUGAUCAUUUGCUUGUUGUAAAUGCUACGAACGAUCAAGUUGUGAAAAUGAAUAAAUCUGUUGCACCACCACCAUCUGCACAAACUUCACAACCUUCAUCGUCACAAAUACCACAAAGUAUGUCAAUGGAUCAACAUCAACUAUCAAUUCAAAAUCAAGAUCCAAAUCGUCAACAAAUGAUUUUAAAAUUUUCAACAGAAUCUGGAAUGAAUCAGCAUUUUUCAACAUUAUGUUUGGAAGAACAUAAUUGGGAUUAUAACAAAGCAGCACAAGUCUUUACACAAUUACAGAAUGAGAAUAAAAUUCCAUCUGCUGCCUUUAUUAAAUCUUGA